AUGAGUGCGCAGCAGGCCAAGAGAGAAAGGCGAGAUGCAAAGUCUAGCAACAAGUAUGGAAAGCCGAUAGUGCUCAAGUCCAAAAUUUUGUCCGCCAUUGCAGAUCCACGCAGCUCCUCAUCAGCCAUCUUCGUUGCGGAAUCUGCGGGGUCCGUGAGGCAUGUCAAGCUCGGUGUACGUAAUCCUGUCAACGGAGGAGUUUUGCAAUAUACUAGGAUAUGCCCUGACUUGCGUUUGAUCUUUUGGCAGGAUGAACCAGAUAGCAGGACAGUAUAUCGUGGACCAUCCGCACCAGUGACUAGCGUUGCGGUGGGUGGUCCAAACCAAAAGACUCUCUUCGCCGGGUCUUGGGAUAAGUGUAUCUGGUCUUGGGAUAUCGAUUCCCAGAAACCUGCAAAGAAAUAUGCGGGCCACACCGAUUUCGUCAAGACCAUCGCUACUGCCACUCUGGGUGGCACAGAUAUCCUGAUCAGCGGUGGUGCUGACAAGAGGAUCAUCGUGUGGGACGUGAGCACGGGCAAGGAACUCCACGUUCUUCAGGACAGUGCGAUCAACAUGCUCGCCGUCCAAGCACUUGUCAUAGAUCCUGUUCAGACCACUGUUGACGAGGUGUACUUGUUCAGCGCCAGCAGCGACCCGCAUAUUCGGCGGUGGAAGAUUUGUUUGGACUCUUGGAAGCAGGUGGUGGACGAGGUCCCUCAGUCUUCAACAGAGAGGCGGACACUCCUGGAGCACGAGACUAGUAUCUACAAGCUCGUCUUUGAUCAAGAGAGUGACGAGGUUGAUCUCUGGACUGCGAGUGGUGACGGAACAGCAAAGUGUUUGGCAAGAGGCAGUGGCUUCGCUAGUGACGAUGUGUUUGAGCACGGUGACCAUGUCAAGGCUAUCGCAGUCACUAGUACAUGGGUCAUCACAGCUGGAAGGGACGAGGAUAUCAAGUUCUGGGACAGGUCGACAGGGAAGUUGUACUGUUCGAUGCAGGGACACUUCGAUGAGGUCACUGAUAUGGUGAUAGUGGGUGACUGUCUCUGUAGUGUUGGUAUUGAUGGUACGAUUAGAACGUGGCCCCUGACCAAAACCCUGCUUGACGUGGCCAUCAAAGAGCAAGAUACGGUUAUGGAAGACAAGGUUGAGGAUAAGACAGCGCAGGAAGGGUUACUUUCGACAGAGGAGGAAGCCGAACUGGCAGCUUUGAUGGAAGAGGACGAUUGA
Pyricularia grisea is the source of this 1212-nucleotide messenger RNA. RefSeq lists its product as uncharacterized. The transcript is spliced from 2 exons. The record is from RefSeq and is a predicted model, not a curated record. Gene Ontology annotation, molecular function: protein binding. NCBI's taxonomy places the organism in Eukaryota, Fungi, Ascomycota, Sordariomycetes, Magnaporthales, Pyriculariaceae. Gene Ontology annotation, cellular component: transcription repressor complex; nucleus. The coding region runs from base 1 to 1212 and encodes 403 amino acids. Gene Ontology annotation, biological process: negative regulation of transcription by RNA polymerase II.